UUCACAAUAUUCAUUAUCAUCAACAAUAUUGUCGAAUAAUCAACAACAACAAAAUGAUCAACAAUCAAUUAUUAGUUCAAAUAAUGGAAAACGAUCAAAAAAAUCUGGUAAAGAUAAUAAUCGAAUGGUAUGCAUGAAUGCAAAUGCAAUUGCUGCACGGCAAAAUCGUGCCAAAAAGAAAAAUGAAAUGCAAGCAUUAAUCGAUAGAAAUCAGGAAUUGGAACAGAAAAAUUCACAAUUAAAAAAUUUAUAUGAUAAAAUGGCCGAUUUAUUGGAUAUGACCAGAAAACGACAAGAAUAUUUAGAAUCAAUUGUUAAACAAACACCACAAAUACUUGAAUUAAUUCAACAUAUGAAAAAAUUACCUACAAUUAAAUUGAAUAGUGUUAAUUUGCAGAGUUUCGAUCCACCACAAUCAACAACAACGUCGUCGUCGUCGUCGUCGUCGUCGACAAUUAUUGAUGAAACAAAUGGUUAUUUGGCUAAAAAACGAUUAAAAUCAUCAUCAACAACAACAACAAAAAUUGAUGGAAAUAAUAACAGUAUUGUUACAAAUAAUGGUAAUAUUCAUGGUCAUUAUCAUUAUCAUCAACAUAAUUAUCAUAAUAAAGAUAAUCAUCAUACAAAUGCUGGUAUUUGUUUUCAUUUAAAACCAAAUCGUGAAAUGUCAUUAGAAUUUUGUCAUAAUUGUUCAGCCGGUAGUAAUAAUUAUAAUAACGGUGGUGGUGGUGGUACAACCGGUGUUGUUGGUGGUGGUAAAACGAUGAUGAUGAAAAAAAGUUAAUUUUUUGGUUUUUGGAUUCAAUCACGUUUUAAGUUUCUCAUUUUU
Molecule: messenger RNA, 829 nt
Organism: Dermatophagoides pteronyssinus (European house dust mite)
Lineage: Eukaryota; Metazoa; Arthropoda; Arachnida; Sarcoptiformes; Pyroglyphidae
Source: RefSeq, a predicted model, not a curated record